CGACGACAUCUCUCGGCCGGUUCAUUGCGAGGUCGUCCGUCGAACGUAUCGCGUCGUCCGUGCGCACGUUACCGUGGUCCGUGUCUCGUCGUCGCGUCGUCGUUCGCCGUCACGUCGCGGUUUUUUUUUUCCGUUUUCACAUUUAAUUAUUACGAUCGUCUCGUUUUGAAUUUUUUUUUUUUUCGUUUAACGAUCUCGUUUUUCACCGACGUCACACGCGCCCGACCGGCGUACGAAACGCACACGCGUUUCACACUAUAUACCUUAUAUUGUUGUACAGUUUGAUCGGAACGCGUCGUCUAUACGCGUAUCGCAGUGCCAGUGCGCGUCAGUAUCGUUUCGCGGGUUUUCCGUUUUGAAAACAUCGUAUCCGCAGCGGCCCGCACACUGCACCGCGGACGCGCGAGCGGUCGCACCGGUAGACGCAACAACACGUCGGCCGCCGGUCGAAAUUGAUUUCUCCACCCGACCGUUGUACCCGACAGCCAUCACGCUGAAUUACGGGGAGAUCGGGAGCCCGUUCGGAGGGGGCGGCGGUGGUGGCGCUAACCAGCAACAGCAACAGAGGUCCACGGGCACCCCGUCGUCGAUGGCCGGCGGUGACGCCAUGGACGCGACGGCCCUGAGCUCGGGCGGACCGGGCUCCGGCGGGGGAGGCGGCGGUGGCGCCAACGGCUCGGGCGGCGGCAACAACGCGGCCGUCGGUGGCCAAGACUCGCGCGGCGGAAGCGGAGGCGGCGGCAGCAUAACUCCGGUGCCGACGUCCAAGUCCGCGUUCAUCGAGCUCCAGCAGAACCCGUACAACGUGCGCGGCGUCUAUCACCCGCACCCGCACGCCCAUCCACACUUUGCCGCUGCGGCCGCGGCCGCGGUCAACCAGCACCACAGCAGCCCCACGCAGCACCACGGCAACGCGGCGUCGCUGCAACCGCACCACCACGACGGCGCCGGCGGGUUCGGCAGCCCCAGGGGCGCCAUGUCCGCGUACCCGUUCCCGACGAUGCACCAGAACUCGUACUCGGGCUAUCACAUCGGAUCGUACACGCCGCAGUGUCCUUCGCCGACCAAAGAAGAUAAAUGUGGUAUGGCAGAAGACGGCAGUCUCAGGGUAAACGGGAAAGGAAAGAAAAUGAGGAAGCCUAGAACCAUUUAUUCAAGCUUACAGUUGCAACAGCUCAAUAGACGUUUCCAGAGAACUCAAUACCUAGCACUACCUGAACGAGCUGAACUUGCUGCAUCCUUAGGACUUACUCAAACUCAAGUAAAAAUAUGGUUUCAAAACCGGAGAAGUAAAUACAAAAAAAUGAUGAAAGCUGCUCAGCAACAAGUGUCGACCCCGUCCAACAACAGCAGCAACAACGGCGGCGGCCCUGGCCACAUGUUGGGAGGCCCCGGCGGGGCCAAUACGCCUAGCAUACCGAACAGUCCUCCGCCGUCUGGCGGCCUUCUGGGUGGUAACGGUUCGUCGUCCGGCAGUCAGCCGAGUCCGACCGGAGGAUACAUCGGCGGCGGUGGCGGAGGCGGCAGCGGCGGCGGCGGUCACGUGGGCCCUGGCGGCAUGGGCCAGCACGUCGGCAACAGCCCGACUCCCAGCUCGACGCCGGUGUCCUGCGACAUGUCGCCCGUUCCGCCGGUCCACCACUCGUCGUCCGGCGUUUCCGGUUCGCCGCCGGGAGUCGCGUGGGACAUGAAGCCGCCCAAUCUGCAGGCGUUGGCUGGCAAUCCUCAUCACCAUUCGCAUCAUCCGACCGCUGGGUACAUGCCGCAGUACAGCUGGUACCAGGCCGACGGUCCGAACCAGGGCCUUCUAUCAGUAUGGCCGGCAGUCUAACAAAAAAUGGAAAUAAGUCGACAAUCGUAGAAAUUUUACUGUUGUGUACCUCUAUAUAUAUGUAUAUAUAUCUAUAUAUAUUGAACUCAAUUAUAAUUUAACUGGUGAUAUAUUAUAUUAUAUAUUCAGUGUUUUUAAGUUUUUUUUCUCCUUUCCGGUUUGUGCGAAACACUAUAAUAUUAUUAUUUUGUAUAUAUAUAUACAUAUAUAUAAAUAUAUGUACCUAAGCAAGACGAGUACCGUCGCGUGUUUCUCCGCAAAACCCAAAAAUUAUAUUUAACGACAAAUUAUUUUAUUUACAGUUUUAUUUCUACUGCAUAUAUAAUUAUUAUUAUUAUUUUAUUAUUAUUAUUAUUAUUAUUAUUAUUAUAUUAUUAUUAUUAUUAUUAUUAUUAUUAUUAUUAUUAUUAUAUUAUCGAUAUAUUCUUUUUGUAUAUAUUGGAUUUGUGUAUUAUUAUUAUUAUUAUUAUUAUUAUUUUCCCGAAUAUAUGUAAUAUGCAAACAAUAUAAUAAUGAACAACAUUGUGAAAAAAAAUGUAAUUACACAUUGUAUAAUGAUGUACUUUGGAACCUUCCAUAAAAUUAUAAAUGAUAUAGUUAAACUUGUAUAUAUUGGAAAAAGUGUUAUAUUGAGCAUAUGUUUAGACACUAGAAAAAAUCAUAGGUAAUAGAAUUUUUAAACAAUUA
Molecule: messenger RNA, 2518 nt
Organism: Aphis gossypii (cotton aphid)
Lineage: Eukaryota; Metazoa; Arthropoda; Insecta; Hemiptera; Aphididae
Gene: Dll
Product: homeotic protein distal-less
Exons: 5
Coding region: 590-1831 (413 amino acids)
Biological process (GO): regulation of transcription by RNA polymerase II
Molecular function (GO): RNA polymerase II cis-regulatory region sequence-specific DNA binding; DNA-binding transcription factor activity, RNA polymerase II-specific
Source: RefSeq, a predicted model, not a curated record